Helianthus annuus (common sunflower) is the source of this 1143-nucleotide messenger RNA. RefSeq lists its product as uncharacterized. The coding region runs from base 1 to 1143 and encodes 380 amino acids. The record is from RefSeq and is a predicted model, not a curated record. The transcript is spliced from 2 exons. Lineage: Eukaryota; Viridiplantae; Streptophyta; Magnoliopsida; Asterales; Asteraceae.
AUGGAUUAUGAGGAGACAUUUGCACCGGUGGCAAAAAUGACUACAGUUCGUACUCUAAUAGCUGUCGCAUCUGUUCGUAAGUGGAAGAUUUGUCAAAUGGAUGUUAAGAAUGCAUUUCUGAAUGGUGAUCUCCAUGAGGAGGUUUACAUUAUUCCUCCCCCAAGAAUUGCUCAUCAGCCCGGUGAAGUCUGUCGACUUCGGAAAGCUCUAUAUGGUGAUGAUUAUGAUGGUAUUGAGUCCUUGAAGCAUGAUUUGGCUCACCGUUUUGCUAUGAAGGAUUUGGGUUUGCUCCGGUAUUUUUUGGGUAUUGAGGUGGCUCAGCCUCACAUAGGAUAUCUUCUUUCUCAAACAAAAUAUAUAUCUGAUCUGUUUCAGCGGGCAAGACUUUCUGAUAAUAGAACUGUUGACACUCCUCUUGAAACCAAUGCGCGAUAUUCUCCCAGUGAUGGUGUUCCCUUGGCUGAUCCAAGUUUGUAUCGUACUAUUGUAGGCAGCUUUGUUUAUCUUACAAUUACUCGCCCGGAUAUUGCUCAUGCAGUUCAUGUGGUAAGCCAGUUUGUUACUGCCCCUACGUCUGUUCAUUGGGGAGCUGUUCUUCAUAUAUUGAGAUAUCUUCGUGGCACUCAGUUUCAGAGUCUUCUGUUUCCCUCUACAUCUUCUUUGGAGUUACGUGCCUACAGUGAUGCUGAUUGGGAUAGUGAUCGUAAUGAUCGCAAGUCCACCACUGGUUUUUGUGUUUUUCUUGGAGAUUCGUUAAUCUCAUGGAGAAGUAAGAAACAAGAUGUUGUUUCAAGAUCUUCUACUGAGGCUGAGUAUCGUGCUAUGGUUGUGACUACAUGUGAGAUUGUUUGGUUACGAUGGCUUCUUGCCGAUAUGGGGGUUACCAUAUCUCAGCCUACUCCCUUACAUUGUGAUAACAAAAGUGCUAUGCAGAUUGCUAAGAACUCUGUUUUUCAUGAGCGAACAAAACAUAUUGAGAUUGAUUGCCACUUCACACGUCAUCAUCUUCAGCUCGGGACCAUCUCGCUUCCAUAUGUUCCAUCAGCCUUGCAGAUUGCUGACAUUUUCACGAAGGCUCUGUCGGUGUCUCGGUUUCGGUUCUUGUGUGACAAACUCUCAAUGCUUAUUGCUAUUGCAUUGUGA